Molecule: messenger RNA, 861 nt
Organism: Saprolegnia parasitica CBS 223.65
Lineage: Eukaryota; Oomycota; Saprolegniomycetes; Saprolegniales; Saprolegniaceae
Exons: 8
Coding region: 24-821 (265 amino acids)
Biological process (GO): protein dephosphorylation
Molecular function (GO): protein serine/threonine phosphatase activity; cation binding
Source: RefSeq, a predicted model, not a curated record
ACACUAUUUACGUUGGUAUCCGCAUGGCAGCGCCGGUCGCAUCGCUCGGGAGCUGCCGCUUGCUGAGCUUCCAUGAGGAGAUGAAUCCCAGCAAGCGCAAGACGAUGGAAGACGCGAUCCGCGUCGUCGACGGCUUCCUCCACACGCCCCAGAACGGCUUCUUCGCGGUCUUCGAUGGCCAUGGCGGUCGGGGCGUCUCGACCUUCUUGCAAGACCGACUGCACAAGACGCUCGAGGCCGAGGCCGCAAGAAAGGACGGCGCGACUAUGGACGAGCUCCUCGAACGAGCCUUCAUCCUUUCCGAUAUGGAUUGCUGCCUCGAAGAUUUCUCGGAGAACGCUGGGUCCACGGCCGCUGUCGCUGUGAUUGUGCAGGAAGGGCCGACGCGCGUCUUGUACGCCGCCAACGCCGGUGACAGUCGGACAGUCAUGUGCAAGAGCGGUCGCGCGACGCGGCUAAGCCAGGACCACAAGGCCGAAAACCCGGAUGAGGCGGCGCGCAUCGCGCAAGCCGGUGGCUUUGUCAUGCAGCAUCGUGUCGCUGGUGUCCUCGCCGUCACGCGGAGCUUUGGGGAUCGGAGCCUCAAGCCGUGGGUCACCGCGCAGCCCUUCGUCUCUCGCACGCCGCUGGACGAGCACGUUGAGUUUGUCAUUUUGGCGUGCGACGGCGUCUGGGACGAGCUCGACGACCAAGAGGCCGUCAAUAUUGUACUGUCGCUCGAGCCGCUCAACCGACCGCAAGCCGCCAAGUUCCUCGUCGACGCCGCGCUCGAGCAAGGUAGCUGCGACAACAUCUCGGCCGUCGUUGUCUUCCUCAAGUAAUCAUCCUGCGCUUGCGUCCUUUCUCCAGUUGGUCCCUCGU